Sclerotinia trifoliorum is the source of this 2333-nucleotide messenger RNA. The record is from the annotation of a GenBank genome assembly. NCBI's taxonomy places the organism in Eukaryota, Fungi, Ascomycota, Leotiomycetes, Helotiales, Sclerotiniaceae.
CAUGUUACACUAGUGUUCUAGCCUGAUGCUUAUCUACAUGAUCAUCCUGUCAACUACUUGAAGGGGGUGCCUACCCCUCCCAUACAUAACUUUGUUAGAGGUAUUUAAGAUUUCUGUACUUCCUCCAUUCAUAUCACGAAAGGCUUUUCCAGUUUUAUUCAUUAUUUUUGACCAAGAGCAAGUCCUGUAGGCCUAUCCUCUUGAUUUGCUCUCCUCAUAUCUAGCCCAAUAUGACUACGCAGGUCGCAAAUCUCGCUUUGGAGGGUGGUGAUCCACGAGAUCCUCAUCAUCCAAUGGUGGGCGACGCCAAGGCGGUAGAAUUGGCCAUGUUAAACACUUUACAUGAUCCCAGCAUCACAUUCGAAGAAUACGUCUACUGGGCUGAAAUCACUCGUGCUGAGGAGAAAGUUGCCAAUGAAAAGUUUCUUGCAGCUCAAGGACCAAGAAACUGGAAGAGCAUAUUUACGAAUCGGUUCUCUCGCGGAAAAGCUCCCCCUGGGACAUAUGACACUCCACCCGCAACAACUUCAGGUUCAAAGGAUGCUAUAGACGAAAAGUCUGUUGUCCUCGAUGGACCACGUCAAUCGGCUGUUUCGGAGGCUGAGUGGAAGACGGCGAGUCGUGCUGUGCGUACAGCUGGCUGGUCGGGUGUCUUCUACCUCAUCACAACUGAUAUCCUUGGACCUUUCAGUGUUCCUUGGGCCUUCGGGCAAAUGGGCUGUAAGUAAAUGUAAAUAUCUAAAGUUCAACAGCAGUACUAACACGGAGCUGCAGAUGGACCGGGAAUUGCUCUCUAUACUGUAUUCGGCGGUUUUGCUUUAUAUUCUGGCUGGCAACUCUUCGCUAUCUUCCUUGCACUCGACUCGGAUAAAUACCCAGCAAAAUCGUAUGGUGACCUCUUCUUCCGUGUUUUUGGAACCUGGGCACGUCAUGCGAUCAACGUCGCUCAAAGUGUUCAACUACUGCUCACCGUAUCUAUCCUCAUUCUCUCCAAUGGGCAAUCUAUUGCACAAAUAUCCAAAGGGAACCUUUGCUUCAUUGUCUGUCUGAUAAUUUUCAUGGCCGCUGGUAUGGUCUUUGGACAGAUUCGUACACUCCAAAGGUUUGGUUGGUUAGCAAAUUUCGCCGUCUGGAUCAACGUCCUCAUCAUAUUCAUCUGUAUGGGUGUUGUUGCCAACUCACCACCCAACUAUGCUACAAUCCAAGCUUCUUAUGGUGAUGACUUCGGUCCUGGUCCAGUCCACAGAUAUGCUGGCACCCCUCCUGCUGGCAAAGCGACUGGUGGAGAUGGAUUUGUCGGAUCUCUGAAUGGUCUAAACCAAGCCGUAUACUCGUACGGUGGUGCUAUGCUCUUUGUUGCUUUCCUGGCUGAAAUGCGUCAUCCUAUGGAUUUCUGGAAGGGCCUCAUUUGCGCCGAUCUAUUCAUAUACGUUGUCUACAUGUUUUUUGGUAUCUUUGUCUACUCCUACCAAGGACAAUAUGCAUACAACCCCGUCAUUCAAGGUCUUUCGCCGUACAACUGGCAAACCGCAGCAAACAUCAUGAAUUUAAUCACUGGUCUUAUUGCCGCUGUACUAUACGGAAACAUUGGCAUCAAAGUUGCAUACAUUGAUGUCUUCCAAGGUAUCCUCAAGGCACCACCUUUGACCACCAGACCCGGUAAAAUUCUUUGGAUUGCCAUGGUGCCUUUGUACUGGGCAAUCGCAUUUGUCAUCUGCGCCGCUAUCCCUCAAUUUUCUUACAUAUCGGGAUUGGUUGGAGCAAUUUGUAUUUUACAGUUCACAUACACCUUCCCCGCCAUUCUUGGUGUUGGAUAUCAAAUUCAAAAAGACGCCAUGCUUCCAGGAGAAGAGUCAUUUGACCCCCGAACUGGAACUUACAGUUAUGUGGAUAGAGGUAUUAAAAGAUGGAUCAGAGGAUUCAAGGUUAACUGGCUUUUCAACAUCUUCAACUUUAUAUACUUCCUCGGAGCCUUGACCACGGCGGCUUUGGGUAUCUAUAGUAGUUGUCUUGGUCUGAUCAGUGCUUUUAGCGGUGCUAGUGCCGCGACUAGUUUUGGUUGCACGUCCCCUGUUUAGUUAGGGAAGAUAUUUUUCUGGAUGAAGAAAUCGAAUGGGUUGUUUGCUGUAUGGGCUAUUUAAUUUAUUAUGGGGAAGAAAUAGAAGUCCGAGGACUUAUAGUGUUUAAAUAUGAAAUGGAAACUUGGAGGCUAAAACCCUUAGAAAAGAUACUAGAUAAUACUCAGGUUCCAAGAGCAAUGUUUGAAAUGAAUCUUGAACUAUAAGAAAUAUUCUUAAUGUUUCUCUCUUUAGUUAUAUUAUAUCGUUAACGUU